Messenger RNA from Camelina sativa (false flax), 1736 nucleotides. RefSeq names its product omega-6 fatty acid desaturase, chloroplastic. Gene Ontology annotation, molecular function: oxidoreductase activity. Gene Ontology annotation, biological process: lipid metabolic process. NCBI's taxonomy places the organism in Eukaryota, Viridiplantae, Streptophyta, Magnoliopsida, Brassicales, Brassicaceae. The record is from RefSeq and is a predicted model, not a curated record.
UCUGUUUCUCACACACACACACACACACACACACAAAGGCCAAACUUUAAAAUUGUGGAAGUCCAUAUUUUUUCACAAGAACUUGAAGAGGUGAGGGCUCUUCACAGCCAUUCAAUCUCUUUAAAACAUACAUAUUGCAGAGAGACACCCUCGUCCGUGUCGCUUCUUCUGCAAUUUUCUGCUUCCAUGGCUUCCAGAAUUGCUGAUUCCCUCAUCGCCUUCACGGGACCACAACAAUGUCUUCCUAGGGUUCCUAAGAUUGCUGCUUCUGCUCGUGUUUCUCCUCCUGGUUCUGUGAGGCCUAUUGAUCUUCUGUUAAAAGGAAGUACACUUCGAGGAAGAAGAUGUGUGGUUCCUAUGAAAAGGAGGAUUGGAUGUAUAAAAGCUGUGGCUGUUCCAGUUGCACCGCCUUCAGCUGACAGUGCAGAAGACAGGGAACAAUUAGCAGAAAGCUAUGGAUUCAGACAAAUUGGAGAAGACCUUCCUGAUAAUGUCACCUUAAAAGAUAUCAUGGAUACACUUCCCAAAGAGGUGUUUGAGAUUGAUGAUGUGAAAGCUUGGAAGUCUGUGUUGAUAUCUGUGACUUCCUACACUUUGGGGCUCUUCAUGAUUGCAAAAUCCCCGUGGUAUCUUCUGCCAUUGGCUUGGGCAUGGACAGGAACUGCAAUUACUGGGUUCUUUGUGAUAGGUCAUGAUUGUGCACAUAAAUCAUUUUCAAAGAACAAAUUGGUGGAAGACAUUGUGGGUACUCUAGCCUUCCUACCACUUGUCUACCCGUAUGAGCCAUGGAGGUUUAAGCACGACCGUCAUCACGCCAAAACAAAUAUGUUAGUCCAUGACACAGCUUGGCAGCCAGUUCCACCAGAGGAGUUCGAUUCAUCACCCACGCUGCGUAAGGCAAUCAUCUUUGGAUAUGGCCCAAUCAGACCUUGGUUGUCCAUAGCUCAUUGGGUGAACUGGCACUUCAAUCUGAAAAAGUUCAGAGCAAGCGAGGUGAAUAGGGUGAAGAUAAGUUUGGCUUGUGUUUUCGCCUUCAUGGCCGUUGGGUGGCCACUGAUCAUAUACAAAGUCGGUUUAUUGGGAUGGGUAAAAUUCUGGUUGAUGCCGUGGUUGGGCUAUCACUUCUGGAUGAGCACAUUCACAAUGGUUCAUCAUACGGCUCCACACAUUCCUUUCAAGCCUGCGGAUGAAUGGAACGCGGCUCAGGCCCAGCUAAAUGGAACUGUUCAUUGUGAUUACCCUAGUUGGAUUGAAGUACUUUGCCAUGAUAUUAACGUUCACAUCCCCCAUCAUAUUAGCCCAAGAAUACCGAGCUACAAUCUCCGUGCAGCUCAUGACUCUAUACAAGAGAACUGGGGAAAGUAUACAAAUAUGGCUACAUGGAACUGGCGCUUGAUGAAGACGAUAAUGACUGUGUGUCAUGUCUAUGACAAAGAGGAGAACUACAUUCCUUUUGACCGGUUAGCCCCUGAAGAAUCGCAGCCAAUAACGUUCCUCAAGAAAGCAAUGCCUAACUACACAGCUUGAUACGCCAUAGCCUUAAACUGGUCUUUUGAAAUCUCAAUAUCUUUUUGCAGUCGCCGAUGUUAUAUGUAAGCUUUUCAAGUGAUAAGCUUCUCUAACACUUCACCAACGCUUUAUACUGUUAUCUUCUUCCCAAUCUUAUCAGAAGAGAGAUUAUCUCAGCUAUUGCAAUUCUUUUAUCAGUUUCUUAAUCUUAGCUAUAGGAUUGGAGA